GAAGUAUGAAAAUGAUGUAUAAGGUUAACAAUAGCCAAGAAAUGAGCUGAAGAAAAGGAUGCAGGAUUAUGAAUUAUACGAAGAAUAAUAGAAAUGACUUUUUGGAUCAUAAGAGGCCUAAAAGUUCUUCAUUACAGAAUAGAGGGCAGCAAUUUCAGCCUGCCAGACCUGUUACUGCAAGCUGUUUAUAUCGAAAUAAGCAUCGUUUUAUUACUGCGAAUACUCAUGUUAUUCCUAAAAUUAUUCCAAAGAAUAAGGAUUCAUUGGAAAGAUCUGAAAAGGAUUAUUUAGAUAUUUCAACUUCUAGUUUUUCAAUAUCUAUUAAAAACUCCAAAAAUUGUAAAAACUCGAACAACUUAAAACUGGGUUCUUACAGAAAUAUUCAAAGAAAUGAAAUCGGCAACAGAACAAUCAAUGUAAUGACAGAGAGUUCAAUUGAAAAGGGCAUUGUGCAAGUAUACAAAUAUCCAAAGCCAACGUUUAACAUCCAGUGAAAAUCCACAAAUAAACCUAGCCCAAAAGUGACUCCAAAAUUAAAAUCUCAGUUAGCUUCAAGACUGAAAUCCCACUUAAAAUCAAAACUGAAAACCCUCUCGAGGGAAGAGGCCAAUGUCUCUAAAUAUAUCCAGGAAUCCACCAAAAUCUCAAGUUGUUCACAUCGAAGUAAUAAUAAAGAGAGAGAUACUAUUAGAGUACAGGAAACUGGUAGAAGAGAAGAGAGGGCUUGGGCCAGUAAUAGGAGGGUAGAGACCUAGUGAUGGGUGCUCUCAGGGGAUGUUUAAGCAUUGUUUGAUGCCGGAUUGUAAUGAAGAAGAGGAAUGUAGCCAGAAUAGGAAGAUGGGGUGACUGAUUAGAGGGUUAAAAUAAGAGAAAGAUAGAUCCAGUAAAGGAACUGUACAAGCCAAAACUAAUGGAAAGAAAUGAUAAGGGAGAUAUGGUGUUUGCAAAGGGGCUGAGUGAGAGAUUGAGCAAGAAUGUUAGGACAAAUUUAAGCAAGAAUGUUAGGACAAAUUUAAGCAAGAGAGUCAGAUUUGCCAAGAGUAAUCAGGUUUUCUUAAUCAAAAGUAUUAAGAGAGAUCUUAAGAAACAUCGUCUAAGAGAAAGAAAAGAUUGCUUGAAAAUAUCUAACUUCUUAAGUCUAAAUUAAGGCAUAGAAUAUGGUAAUUAUUGCAUUCAAUGUUG
Moneuplotes crassus is the source of this 1182-nucleotide messenger RNA. The record is from the annotation of a GenBank genome assembly. NCBI's taxonomy places the organism in Eukaryota, Ciliophora, Spirotrichea, Euplotida, Euplotidae.